CGAGGAGCGGACGAGGCGCCAGGGCAGCUUCUCCCACAAUUUAAGAAUGUAGCUGGAUUCCCGCAGCUCCCGCCUGACUCCAGGGAAGCCCCGCCGCUCCGCAGAGGUCCUGGUCAUCAUGCUGAUUCACACUUGGUUCUUUUUUGCCUGCCUGCCUGUGCUGAGCCAUGUCUGGGGACGAGUGGGUCAAGGGUCAGGCCGGCUGAAGCUCACUGUCCUCUCAGAAGACAGGCUCCAGAUGAAGUGGAAAGAGACUGAAGGGAAUAUCAGUGGCUACAAAGUUCGGGUAAAGCCCAUGGCAGGGGACUCAGAGCAAGAAGUCAUGCUGAAAACCAAGACUCCCAAAGCCACAGUGGGAGGGCUGAGCCCUACCAAGGAAUACACACUGCAGGUCUACGUGCUCAACGGCUCCCAGGAAGCCCUGUUUGCCAAGAGGAAAUUUGUGAUAGAGGAACUCAAAAAUGCAUCCCAGACCAGAAGUAACAGAAGAAACGCAGGAGCUGCAUCAGGAAAGAAUCUCACCUCUUUGGGCAGCUCAGCUGAGCACAGUAGGGUGGCAGAGGCCACUCCACCACCCCUGAACACUGUCUUGACACAGACAGCAAAGGACAGAGCUGAAAAGAAAAGGCAGAAGGGGAUUCAGCCAAAGGGCUCAGGAGAAACCACAAGACACCAGCCCAGUGUGGAGGCCGGAGUGACAGAGACAACAUCAGUAACCCCAAAAUCAUCCCCGCGCGCUCCUGCGAACUCGGAGCGAGAGCCUCUGGGAAAGGAAAAACCCACAAAGGAUUCAUCAAGGCGAGGUUCCCAGUUCCAGUGUGACACACCUGCAAUGACUGAUAUUGUCCUGCUUGUGGAUGGAUCCUGGAGCAUCGGGCGCAACAAUUUCAAGCUCAUUAAGGAGUUUCUGAGCAAUUUGAUUUCCCCAUUCAGUAUUGCCCAAGACAAGAUAAGAGUAGGGCUGUCCCAGUACAGCAGCGACCCCCGCACAGAGUGGGAUCUGAGCGCCUACUCCACCAGGGAACAGCUGCUGGAGGCCGUCAGGAAUUUGCGGUACAAGGGCGGCAACACCUUCACAGGUCUGGCACUGACCCACGUCCUGGAGCAGAACCUGAAACCAGAUGCUGGUGCAAGGCUGGAGGCUGAGAAGCUGGUAAUACUGCUGACUGAUGGAAAAUCCCAGGAUGACGCCAACCUGGCUGCUCAGACCUUGAAGAACCUGGGUAUAGAGAUAUUUGCCAUUGGGGUGAAGAACGCGGACGAGGCAGAGCUGAAGCAAGUGGCCUCAGAGCCACUGGAGCUCACCGUGUACAACGUGCUGGACUUCCCACUGCUGAGCUCGCUGGUUGGCAAACUCACCCAGGUCCUGUGCACCAGGAUCAAAGAGAAGAGCAGCAAGGAAACUGCAGGCAGCACUGUGAAAGAUUUCCCUGUGAACACAGGUCCCCAGCUGAGCCCAACUGACCUGAAAAUAUCAGCUGUGACCUCCAAGAGCAUGAACUUGACCUGGAGUCCUCCUCUGAGACCACCAAAGAAAUACCGGGUUGUGUAUUAUCCAUCCAAGGGUGGUACCCCCAGAGAGGUGGUUUUGGAUGGAGCAGUCUCCUCUUUGCGGCUUUCCAACCUGACCUCUCACACCGAGUACCUGGUGUCGGUGCUCCCUGUUUACGACACAGUUGUUGGGGACGGGCUGAGAGGCGUCACCUCCACACUGCCUUUGUCUCCCCCCCGCUCCCUGCGCGUCUCUGAGCUGAACCACAACAGUAUCAGGCUGGGCUGGAAAGCAGCCCAGGGAGCCACACACUACCUGGUGCUCUGCUCUGCAGCCCCUGAUGGAGCAGAGGACUAUACAGCAGAGGUGAAGGUGAACCAGCCCGAGGUGCUGCUGGAUGGGCUGUCCCCCAGCACUGAGUACUCGGUGGCGGUGUACGCGAUGUACGGGGAAGAUGCGAGCGAUCCCGCCAGCAUCCAGGAAACCACCUUGGCCUUGAGUCCCCCCAGGUUCCUGAGCUUCUCCGAGCUCAGCCACGCGUCCGUUCGAGUCAGCUGGGAGGCCGCGUCUGCCGCCGUGAGAGCUCACCACGUCACCUAUGCUUCUAGCAGAGGGGGCAACACUGGAGAGGUGGAAGUUCCUGGCACUGCAACAUCCACUGUCCUGAGACCUCUAUCCUCCCUCACCCAGUACUUCAUCAGUGUCAGAUCUGCAUAUGACGAAGGGGACUCCUUUCCAAUUACUGGCAAUGUUACCACCUUAAAGGUCCCCCCGCCGCGCGCUCUGAAGGUCACUGAGCUCUCUGGGAACAGCCUCCGACUGCAGUGGGAAGCUGUCGCUGCCUCUGAUGUGGUUGUCUAUCAGAUCAAGUGGAGCACAGCCAGUGGAGAGAAGCCUCAGGAGCUCUCCAUUGCUGGAAAUGUGGCAACAGCUGUCCUGCCGGGCUUGCAGAAGAACACUGACUACAAAAUAUCCAUCUGGGCCUAUUACAAAGAUGGUGCUCGAAGCGACACGGUUUCUGUUCAUCACAGGACCAAUUCCCGGAGCCCACCCACCAACCUCUUCAUCGACUCCGAGACCCCCACCAGCCUUCAGAUCCACUGGACCCCCCCUGAUGGCCGUGUCCAACACUACAAAAUCACCUACAGCCCUGUUUCUGAUGCUGGUGCCCAGCAGACGAUCAUGGCUCCUGGCAAAAGCAGCAGUGUGACCCUGCAGUCGCUGCUGCCUGACAGAGCCUACAAAGUGACCAUUUCUGCCAUCCACUACACGGGAGAGAGUGAGAGCACAUCCACAACGGGACGGACAGCUCCAGUGCUGUCUAAGUUCCCUUCAAUACGAGGAUUCAUUCCACCUAAACCAGAGGCCUGCCCCACCAUCACCUCUGCUGAGGGCUCCACACGAGGAUUUGACAUGAUGGAAGUUUUUGGCUUAGUAGAGAAGGAAUACUCCUCCAUCAAAGGCGUGGCCAUGGAGCCCUUCGUGUUCAGCGGUUCCCGUACCUUCACCCUGUUCAGAGACAUUCAGCUCACCCAGAGGACCAGUGACAUCCACCUCUUUGCCAUCCCACCCGAGCACACCAUCAGCAUCCUCCUGCGCCUCCUGCCCGACACCCCCAAGGAGCCCUUUGCCGUGUGGCAGAUAACGGACGAGGACUUCCAGCCUCUCCUGGGGGUCAACCUUGACCCCAGUAAGAAAUCCUUGACCUAUUUCAAUCAUGACUACAAGGCUGAUUUACAGGAAGUCUCCUUUGACCAGCAGGAAGUGAAGAAGAUAUUCUAUGGGAGCUUUCAUAAGGUGCACGUAGCCGUGAGCCACUUCAAGAUCAGACUCUAUCUGGACUGUAAGAAAAUAGCAGAGAAACCCAUCAACACCCUCGGCAGCAUCUCCACCGCCGGCUUCACCAUGCUGGGAAAAGUGACCAGGACCAGAGGACCCAGGAGCGGGUCUGUACCGUUCCAACUGCAGUCUUUGAAGAUCUUGUGCAGCAGCACAGGAGCAGAGGAAGACAGAUGCUGUGAUCUCCCUGCACUGAGGGAUGAGGAGACCUGCCCUACCUUGGCUCCUGCCUGCUCUUGUACUUCUGGCCGUCCAGGCUUGCCAGGACCUCCAGGGCCUCCUGGCAGCCCUGGGAGGAGAGGACCUCAGGGGGAGCAGGGGGAGCCAGGACCCAAGGGUGAACCAGGCCCACCUGGACAAGUAGGACCAGCAGGUCCCAGUGGCCAGCAAGGCUCUCCAGGUUCCCAAGGAAUCACAGUUCAGGGUCCUGUGGGACCACCAGGAAUUAAAGGAGAGAAAGGAGACACUGGAAGUCCUGGCAUGCAGGGCAUUCCUGGUGUGCAGGGAGCUCCAGGCAGGGAUGGACUUCAAGGUGCAAAGGGGGUGAGGGGACUAGAAGGCACAGCUGGGCCUCCAGGACCUCCUGGACCAAGGGGUUUCCAAGGAGCAAUGGGCACCCGAGGCAGCAGUGGUGAGAAGGGACCUCCGGGUGACGUUGGGCCAACAGGGCUGCCAGGUCCAAAAGGAGAAAGAGGAGAGAAAGGGGAACCACAGUCCUUGGCCACAAUUUACCAGCUCGUUAGCCAGGCUUGUGAGCGGAUGAUUCAGACUCAUGUGUUGAAAUUUGAUUCAUUCAUUCAUGAACACGCAAGGAAGCCAGUUCCCAUGUGGGAAGAAAGGGUAAAACCAGGAGAACCAGGACCACCAGGUCCUCCAGGUCACCCUGGGAGCAAUGGAGAAAGAGGAGAAAAUGGCAUCCCUGGACGGCCAGGCAAAGAUGGGUAUCCAGGAGAGAGAGGUGCCCCGGGGCCCAAAGGAGAAAAAGGAAUGUCUGGAGCCAGUGAGGAGGGGAGCCAAGGACCCAGAGGCAGAACAGGUCCACCAGGAGAAGUUGUGCUGGGGAAACCAGGUCCAAAGGGUUACCCUGGGAAUGCUGGUCCUCCAGGUUUUCCUGGUGCCAGAGGACAGCCCGGGCAGCCUGGACAUCCAGGGGCCUGUGAUGUCUCUGGAUGUUAUGGGGCAGGUAGAAGAGAUUUCGUCCCCUGACGGUUGGUGCGGAGGCAGAUGAAGACUUUGCUUUUCCCUGGAAAUCUCUGGUUGAAAACUCCACGCACUCCAAAAGAAGCAGCAACCUGAAUACCAAAUGUGUUGUUUAUGUUUUUUUUUAAUGCCUCAUCAUUUCUAUAUGGACGUGUCAAUCAAACACUACAGCCACCAAACCAGCCUGUGUUUGGGUGAGCCCUUCUCUGGUUCUCAGCACUGGACCCCUGCAGUGUUCAAACUUCAUGUCCCACAGCAAGACAAAGGCACAGCUGGAGAUGCAGGCUGACAGACUUGUAGGAAAAACAAACACUGUAUUUAAAUGCUCAGAAAUAACAGAUAAUUUCUGCCCGUU
Molecule: messenger RNA, 4886 nt
Organism: Chiroxiphia lanceolata (lance-tailed manakin)
Lineage: Eukaryota; Metazoa; Chordata; Aves; Passeriformes; Pipridae
Gene: COL20A1
Product: collagen type XX alpha 1 chain
Exons: 40
Coding region: 119-4537 (1472 amino acids)
Molecular function (GO): protein binding
Source: RefSeq, a predicted model, not a curated record